CAUGCUGAUGUGGGUGUGAGAAGAACCUUCCCUCUCCCCUCCCCCACCCAGAAGAUUCUGCUGCAAAAUCAUGCCAACAUGGCUGGGAACCACAGGCUCGGAGGAGAAGCUGGAGACACAGACGACCCACCCAGGAUUACCCAGAACCCUGUCAUCAAUGGGAAUGUGGCCAUGAGUGAUGGACAUAACAAUACAGAGGAGGACAUGGAGGACGACACCAGCUGGCGCUCUGAGGCCACCUUUCAGUUCACCGUGGAGCGCUUCAGCAGGCUGAGUGAAUCGGUCCUGAGCCCUCCGUGCUUUGUGCGAAAUCUGCCCUGGAAGAUUAUGGUGAUGCCACGCUUUUAUCCAGACCGACCUCACCAAAAAAGCGUAGGAUUCUUUCUGCAGUGCAAUGCUGAAUCUGAUUCCACGUCGUGGUCUUGCCACGCACAGGCCGUACUGAAGAUCAUAAACUACAGAGACGACGAGCGGUCCUUCAGCCGCCGUAUCAGCCACCUGUUCUUCCAUAAGGAAAACGACUGGGGCUUUUCCAACUUCAUGGCCUGGAGCGAGGUGACCGAUCCUGAGAAAGGGUUCAUAGACGAUGACAAAGUUACCUUUGAAGUCUUCGUCCAAGCGGAUGCUCCCCAUGGAGUUGCGUGGGAUUCGAAGAAGCACACGGGCUACGUCGGGUUAAAGAACCAGGGAGCAACCUGCUACAUGAACAGCCUGCUGCAGACUCUGUUUUUCACAAACCAACUACGAAAGGCUGUGUACAUGAUGCCAACAGAGGGCGACGAUUCAUCUAAGAGCGUCCCUUUAGCAUUGCAGAGGGUCUUCUAUGAACUGCAGCACAGUGACAAACCUGUAGGAACCAAAAAACUAACCAAGUCAUUCGGGUGGGAGACUUUAGACAGCUUCAUGCAGCAUGAUGUUCAAGAGCUGUGUCGUGUGUUGCUUGAUAAUGUGGAAAAUAAGAUGAAAGGCACUUGUGUAGAAGGCACCAUUCCUAAAUUAUUCAGAGGCAAAAUGGUGUCCUACAUCCAGUGUAAGGAAGUAGAUUACCGGUCUGAUAGAAGAGAGGAUUAUUAUGACAUCCAGCUCAGUAUAAAAGGGAAAAAGAACAUCUUUGAUUCCUUCGUGGAUUAUGUGGCGGUCGAACAGCUGGACGGUGACAACAAGUACGAUGCCGGGGAACAUGGCCUGCAGGAAGCCGAGAAAGGUGUGAAGUUCCUAACGUUACCACCAGUGUUGCACCUACAACUGAUGAGAUUUAUGUACGACCCUCAGACGGACCAAAACAUCAAGAUCAAUGAUCGGUUUGAAUUCCCCGAACAGUUACCACUCGAUGAAUUUUUGCAAAAAACAGAUCCUAAGGACCCUGCCAAUUACAUCCUUCAUGCAGUCCUGGUUCACAGUGGGGACAACCAUGGCGGACAUUACGUGGUUUAUCUCAACCCCAAAGGGGACGGCAAAUGGUGUAAGUUUGAUGAUGACGUGGUGUCACGGUGCACAAAGGAAGAGGCCAUCGAACACAACUAUGGAGGGCACGAUGAUGACCUGUCUGUGCGGCACUGCACCAACGCCUACAUGUUAGUUUAUAUCAGGGAAUCCAAGCUGAGUGAGGUUCUCCAGGCUGUGACCGACCACGACAUCCCUCAGCAGCUUGUGGAGCGGCUGCAGGAGGAGAAGAGAGUGGAGGCGCAGAAGCGGAAGGAGCGUCAGGAAGCCCACCUCUACAUGCAAGUGCAGAUUGUCGCUGAGGACCAGUUUUGUGGCCACCAAGGAAAUGAUAUGUACGAUGAGGAGAAAGUGAAGUACACGGUGUUCAAAGUGUUGAAGAACUCCUCGCUUGCUGAGUUUGUCCAGAACCUCUCCCAGACCAUGGGAUUUCCACAAGAUCAGAUUCGGUUAUGGCCCAUGCAAGCCCGGAGUAAUGGGACAAAACGACCAGCAAUGUUAGAUAACGAAGCAGACGGUAAUAAAACAAUGAUUGAACUCAGUGAUAAUGAGAACCCUUGGACCAUAUUCCUGGAGACAGUGGACCCCGAGCUGGCUGCUAGUGGGACGACGUUGCCCAAGUUUGAUAAAGAUCAUGAUGUGAUGUUAUUUUUGAAGAUGUAUGAUCCCAAAACGCGAAGCUUGAAUUACUGUGGCCAUAUCUACACACCAAUAUCCUGCAAAAUACGUGACUUGCUCCCAGUCAUGUGCGACAGAGCAGGAUUUAUCCAAGAUACUAGUCUUAUCCUCUAUGAGGAAGUUAAACCGAACUUAACAGAGAGAAUCCAGGACUAUGACGUGUCCCUUGAUAAAGCUCUUGAUGAACUCAUGGAUGGUGACAUUAUAGUGUUUCAGAAGGAUGACCCUGAGAACGACAACAGUGAGCUGCCGACCGCGAAGGAGUAUUUCCGAGAUCUCUACCAUCGCGUCGACGUCAUUUUCUGUGAUAAAACAAUCCCCAACGACCCUGGCUUCGUCGUCACGUUAUCCAAUAGAAUGAAUUAUUUUCAGGUGGCGAAGACGGUUGCACAGAGGCUGAACACAGACCCAAUGUUGCUCCAGUUUUUCAAGUCUCAAGGUUAUAGGGAUGGUCCAGGGAACCCUCUUAGACAUAAUUAUGAAGGGACUUUAAGAGAUCUUCUACAAUUCUUCAAGCCUCGACAGCCUAAGAAACUUUACUAUCAGCAGCUGAAAAUGAAAAUCACAGACUUUGAAAACCGGCGAAGUUUUAAGUGUAUUUGGUUAAACAGCCAAUUUAGGGAAGAGGAAAUAACACUAUAUCCAGACAAGCACGGGUGUGUCCGGGACCUGUUAGAAGAAUGUAAAAAGGCUGUGGAGCUGGGGGAGAAGGCUUCAGGGAAACUUAGGCUGCUAGAAAUCGUAAGCUACAAAAUCAUCGGUGUGCACCAAGAAGACGAGCUAUUAGAAUGUUUAUCCCCUGCAACAAGUCGGACGUUUCGAAUAGAGGAAAUACCUUUGGACCAGGUAGACAUAGACAAGGAGAACGAGAUGCUGAUCACGGUGGCGCAUUUCCACAAAGAGGUGUUCGGAACGUUUGGAAUUCCCUUUUUGCUGAGGAUACACCAGGGUGAGCAUUUCCGCGAGGUCAUGAAACGGAUCCAGAGCCUGCUGGACAUCCAGGAGAAGGAAUUUGAAAAGUUUAAAUUUGCAAUUGUAAUGAUGGGCCGACACCAGUACAUAAACGAAGAUGAGUAUGAAGUAAGCUUGAAGGACUUUGAGCCUCAGCCCGGUAACAUGUCUCACCCUAGGCCUUGGCUCGGGCUUGACCACUUCAACAAAGCCCCCAAGAGGAGUCGCUACACGUACCUUGAAAAGGCCAUUAAAAUCCAUAACUGACCUUCUGACCCAGUGUGUUCAAGGCCAGGGACCGGGCGUGGGGGUGCGCCCCUUUUUAACAUCCUUAGGACUUUGGUUACACGUGCACUCUACCCGAAGUCUUCAGCAAGAGGAUUUGCUGCUGAUGUUAAUUUUAUUUUGUUGAGGCUGUUCAGUUUGGCUUCUCUGUAUCUAUUGACUGCCCUUUUUGAGCAAAAUGAAGGUGUUUUUAUAAAGCU
Chrysochloris asiatica (Cape golden mole) is the source of this 3557-nucleotide messenger RNA. RefSeq names its product ubiquitin specific peptidase 7 (herpes virus-associated) (gene USP7). The transcript has 31 exons. Bases 79 to 3339 code for a protein of 1086 amino acids. Lineage: Eukaryota; Metazoa; Chordata; Mammalia; Afrosoricida; Chrysochloridae. Gene Ontology annotation, cellular component: cytosol; nucleus. Gene Ontology annotation, molecular function: cysteine-type endopeptidase activity; cysteine-type deubiquitinase activity; protein binding. Gene Ontology annotation, biological process: regulation of protein stability; protein deubiquitination. The record is from RefSeq and is a predicted model, not a curated record.